Messenger RNA from Malassezia sympodialis ATCC 42132, 1104 nucleotides. NCBI's taxonomy places the organism in Eukaryota, Fungi, Basidiomycota, Malasseziomycetes, Malasseziales, Malasseziaceae. The record is from the annotation of a RefSeq genome assembly.
AUGAGCCCUGUCUUUUCGCUGCUCGAGGGCGUGGCCAGCCUACUGGUCGUGCAAGCGGUGGCGCGCUUCUCGCAGUGGCUGUACGUAAGACGCACUGACCCCAGGAUUUACGACCCCCAUGGCAACCGCACGCGCAAAAUGAGCAGCAGCGUGCUGAUCCGCAAGCUGCUGCAACUCGGCAUCGACGCCAGUGAGGCGUGGCAACUUGUGUUCCUGCUUCUCUCAGCAACAGUGUACGUGACCUCGGCUGUAGGUCUGUACGUGAGUUUUGAGGGGGCAACGCAAGGCCGCUCCCUUACAGCCGCCGCCAUCGGCGCGUGCGUCGUCUCUACGUUGUGGAUCUCGGGCCUCGCACUCGCAUUCCGCAAGGCCAACAUCGUAGAGACGUGUCUAAUGUUUGCCUACGUCGUUUUCAACGUGUACCAGUUGAGCACAUCGCUCCUGCUGGGCGCUGAUCCUCUUCAUCUCCUGCAGGCGUUCCGUGAGUCGAAUAUGCUGUCUCUACCCCUGCAUGUCUCAGCCGGUGCCAAUGUCAGUCGCUUGCUCCGCACACUGGAGAGCGGUUGGCGCGUGCUAUCGGUGGCGCUCGACACUCUGCCCCCGACGGUCAUUGUGAACCUAGUGUAUCGCAUCACGGUGCUAUACUUGGCGACGCGAGUUUUGGCCAUGCUGGCAUGGCAAAGUCGAUACCAGGAGCGCGGCGUGCCCACACUGCACCGUGUGCCGUCGCUGCAGGAACAGGCUGACUCACAGAAGCUCUCAGAGAUCAUGCUCAGCGCGAAGGAGCCCUGCUCAGAGGACGACGAUGAGAUUAACGACGUGGCCGGUCCCAGUGUGCCUGACGUGGGACUCGACGAGAAACCGGAGCGAGAAGAAAGUGUCGAGCCCAAGCAGGAGUCGCGCGCACCAGCGCUUGGUAUGGUUCUCGUGCGCUACUCGCGCUUUGUGCUAAUCACUCCAUUUGCUGCGUACGUACUAGCCACUGACACAGUGCUCGACCAAAACCACCAGAGCUACUGGCGCAUGCUCGCUGUCUCCUUCACGCUCGGCCUCUGGGGCGUGGAGCUGCUCAUGAGCAAAGACGACUCCGUCAUGUACGAGUAG